Messenger RNA from Nelumbo nucifera (sacred lotus), 3222 nucleotides. Its product is annotated as leucine-rich repeat receptor protein kinase HPCA1-like. Lineage: Eukaryota; Viridiplantae; Streptophyta; Magnoliopsida; Proteales; Nelumbonaceae. Gene Ontology annotation, molecular function: ATP binding; protein binding; protein kinase activity. The record is from RefSeq and is a predicted model, not a curated record. Gene Ontology annotation, biological process: protein phosphorylation.
AUAUUAUGCCACAAUAUGGUGAUUUUCAGUUCUUCAGAGUCACCUGGUGCAUUGAAAGAAAUCUUUUGAUGAAGUUGUUGAAGAAUCAUCACAGAAGAGGAAUAAGGAGAGUUGUUUACUUGUGUUCUAAUUGAGAUUGAGUGGUUUAUUUACUUGUUAUCCAUUUUAUGUUCUUUCAUCAAUGGACAAAAAGAUCCAGGCCUGUCUUCUGGUCGUUCUCUUUCAAAUUUCAUUUUCAGGUGCACAGACAAAUUCUAAUGAUGUUGCUGCUCUGAAUUCAAUAAGACUUCUCUGGAAAAACACGCCAUCCAAUUGGGAAGGUUCAGACCCUUGUGGUGGCGGGUGGGUAGGAAUUACCUGCAACAAUUCUCGUGUUGUCUCCAUAACAUUGUCAAGCAUGGGACUGAAGGGUCAACUCUCCGGCGACAUCCAGUCCCUCUCUGAGUUACAGGCUUUGGAUCUGUCCUACAACAAAGGUCUAAAUGGAUCCCUCCCGGUAUCCAUUGGGAGCUUGACAAAGCUUUCUAAUCUGAUCCUGGUUGGGUGCAGCUUCUCUGGGCCAAUCCCAGAUACAAUAGGUUCUCUAAAGCAGCUGGCCUUUCUAUCUCUAAAUUCUAACAGCUUCACUGGAGAAAUACCUCCUUCCAUUGGUAAUCUGUCCAAACUUUAUUGGUUGGAUCUAGCUGACAACAAGCUUACUGGAACCAUUCCAGUCUCUAAUGGGAGUACACCUGGUCUAGAUAUGCUAAUUCACACCAAGCACUUUCAUUUUGGAAAGAAUCAGCUCUCAGGAACCAUCCCACCUCAACUUUUCAGCUCAGAAAUGAUUCUCAUACAUGUGCUCUUUGAUAAUAACCAACUGACUGGGAGCAUCCCUCCCACUCUAGGACUCGUGAAAACUUUGGAGGUUGUGCGUCUUGACAGGAACUUAUUAAGUGGACAUGUUCCUUCCAGCCUCAAUAACCUAACAAGUGUUAGUGAGCUCCACUUGUCCAACAACACGCUGACAGGUCCGGUGCCUGACCUAACUGGCAUGGAUGUCCUCAAUUAUGUGGACUUGAGCAAUAAUAGUUUUGAUGCAACAGAUAUUCCUCAGUGGUUUUCAACCUUAGAGUCCUUGACCACACUAGCAAUGGAAUAUACACAACUUAAAGGACAAUUACCGCAGGCCAUGUUUUCAGCUCCACAGCUGCAGACUGUGAGUCUAAGGAACAACAGGAUUAAUGGGACUUUGGACAUUGGCCUUAACUUUAGUAACGAGCUAGAACUGAUUGAUUUGCAAAAGAAUUUCAUUUCUGCUUUUGUGGAAAGAGGAGGUUACAGUAAUCAGUUAUUGCUUCAAGGUAAUCCAGUUUGUGAGGAAUCAGGAGCAACAGCCAAAUACUGCACACUUCCACAGAAAACCACUCCACCAUAUUCCACCAACACAAUUAGUAACUGUACUCCAGUCCUCUGUCCUCCAGAUCAAAAGGCCAGUCCCAAUUGCAAAUGCGCAUACCCAUACAUGGGCAUCCUAUAUUUCAGAGCUCCUUCAUUCUCUGACUUGGGGAACUCAUCCUAUUAUGUUACUCUUGAGAAGUCACUAAUAGCUUCAUUUCAGACCUAUCAACUUCCUGUUGAUUCAGUUUCUCUGAGUGACCCAACCAAGGAUUCAGAUAAUUACCUUGAAUUGGAUCUAGAAGUCUUUCCUUCUGGAUCAGAACGUUUCAAUCAAUCAGUAAUUUCAAAGAUUGGCUUCAUGCUUAGCAACCAAACCUUCAAGCCCUCAAAGCUUUUUGGACCAUACUUUUUCAUUGGUUCAGAAUAUGGGGCCUUUGCAGAAACAUCUAUACAAUCGGAAUCCAGUAAAUCAGUGAGCCUUGGAGUUAUAAUUGGAGCAGCAUGUGGUGGAUUUGUGCUUGUCCUAGUCCUAACCCUUGCAGGAUUAUAUGCUUUUCAUCAAAAGAGAAGAGCUGAAAAAGUUAUUGCACAAAACAAAUCUUUCUCUUCUUGGGACCCCAGCAAAAGCAGUAGCAGCAUUCCUCAGCUAAAGGGAGCAAGAUGGUUCUCUUAUAAUGAGCUGAAGAAAAGCACCAAUAAUUUCUCAGAGGCUAAUACCAUUGGAUCCGGGGGUUAUGGGAAGGUUUAUAAAGGAACCCUUCCCAAUGGUCAACUGGUUGCAGUUAAAAGAGCUCAGCAAGGAUCCAUGCAGGGAGGCAUCGAGUUCAAAACUGAGAUUGAGCUGCUUUCUCGGGUUCAUCAUAAGAACCUUGUUAGCCUUGUUGGAUUUUGUUUUGAUCAAGAUGAACAAAUGUUGGUCUAUGAAUAUGUUCCCAAUGGUACUCUAAAGGAAACCCUUUCAGGUAAGUCAGGAAUCCGGUUGGAUUGGACAAGGAGACUUCGAGUGGCCCUCUGCUCAGCAAGAGGGCUAGCUUAUUUGCAUGAUCAUGCGGAUCCUCCCAUAAUACACAGAGACAUCAAGUCGAACAACAUUCUAUUGGAUGAAAGGUUAAAUGCAAAAGUUGCUGAUUUUGGUCUAUCAAAAUCUAUGGGUGAGGAGAAGGAUCACCUCACCACCCAAGUAAAAGGAACAAUGGGCUAUUUGGAUCCUGAAUAUUACAUGUCUCAGCAGUUGACAGAGAAAAGUGAUGUGUAUAGCUUUGGAGUGUUACUACUAGAGUUGAUAACUGCAAAAAAACCAAUAGAGAGAGGGAGAUAUAUAGUGAGAGAGAUGAGAAUAACAAUUGAUAAGACAAAGGAUCUAUAUGGGCUUCAUGAAUUGCUUGAUCCAGCCAUUGGCUUAGGCACUUCUCUCAAAGGAUUCGAGAAGUAUGUGGAUCUGGCAAUGUGGUGCGUGGAAGAAUCAGGAACUGAUCGCCCCACAAUGAGUGAGGUGGUGAAAGAGAUUGAGAGCAUUAUGCAGAUAGCUGGUCUAAAUCCAAAUGCUGAAUCAGCAUCUACCUCAGCAACUUAUGGGGGAACUAGUGGAGGGCAUUCUAGACAUCCUUAUGGGCAUGAGUCCUUUGAUUACAGUGGUGGGUACCCACAUGCCAAGGUGGAACCACAAUAAGCAGAAUACAUUUGUAUAUAGAUGAUCGUGAACAUGGAAGUAUAUAUGCAACCAGGUUUAGCCUUUGAUAUGUUUAUAUUAUACUAUGAAGAGCAGUAGUUCUGGAUAAAUAUAACUGGAUGCAUGUCAGUUUGAUGGAAGAGGAAUGGGGAAAUGCUUAAAGUUCUAGUUAA